UGUUUACAUAUCAAUUGCAAAUAUUAUACUUUGGCUUAGUUAAAUUUUUCUUCAAUCUUUGGCGCAUGAACUUAGGAGAGGUAAAAUGAAAAGUUAGCCAAUAAAUCAUGAGCCGCAUAUAAUGUUUCGACCGAGACUUGGAAACAAAUUUGAUUGAUCAAGACAUUUCAAUUGGUCUUGAGAUAAAUUACCCGGUACCGCCUUCCCAUCAACGAGGGAAUUGUUUGAUGCACAUAAAGCGGCUGUAUGGCGUCUUCCGUGGAGCCGGGCGAAACCCUGCAGGACUGGGAGUACGUCAAGCAAGGAAUCGCACUAUGGCUUAACAAUCAACCGAAAGCGGCCGAGGAGAGUUUCAACAACCGCGAAUCGAGCGUGCAUAUCGUGGCAGGACAUACAUUCAUAUCUUUCAUGAAUGCCGUUAUAUCAUGGGAAACAGAAAAAAUGAACGAAACUCAAUCUAUGCUUAGGGAAUUGGAGAAAAAAUGUGCCGGUGAAAUCGGUUGGCUCAAGACCAUGCGUACAAAGUUCUUCGGAAGCAACCAACCAAGAAAAUCUUUAACCGAAACACUUGAAGAUCAAAUUAUUUUGGCUGACAGCCAAUUAUGUCUCGCCAUACUUGUGUCCCUGAGCCAGGACAUUAGCGGUUUUGUUAAGGGCGGCUGGCUGCUGCGAAAAGCGUGGAAAGUUUAUCAACACACAUAUAGCCAAAUCUAUCAGCUGUACACUAGGACACUAUCAUGUGAAAACAUUCCACAAUCACCUCUGAGACAUAAGCUGCAAAGCUCAAUACUCGAAUUGAGUACUCCAUCGUCUGUAGACUGGACAGUACCAAACUCAUCUCUGCAAACACCUAGUUCCAUUGAUGAUAAACAUAUUCAUCUCACAAUGAACAAUCGAAAAUCGAUGGAAGAUCUCGAAAAAGAAAUACCUAAAGCGGACACACAAAUAUUCGCCCAACCAAUGAAUAUUGCACCAAAACCAUUCGAAGCAUCUGUUCCAGCAAAUUUGACCAAUGGAGAAGAAACUAGCAGCUCCAGGACUACCACUGGAAGCUAUGGUAGUGUGAAGCGUAGCUUUACAACACAUUUUGAAGGAAUUGACUACUCAACGACAUGCAGCAGUAUAAUACCACGAAGUGCCUCUAAUGUGUCUAAACCAAUAAGGCAUGUCGUAGCCCGAGAAACAUUAAAAAUAGACAUCGAAGGAGCUAUGUCCAAGCGAUGGCUGAAUGGUGUCAACGGCUUAAGACCAGUCAGACCACCUCCCGAACCUGUGAAUCAUGAUUGUGGAGCCAAUAUUCUAGAUAAUAAUAGGCCGAUAGAUGCAAGAGAUAUUCGACGACUGAUGGGUGCCGUUAGCUUCGGUUACGGUGUGUUCCAGUUAAGCAUUUCCCUUCUACCACCCAGUUUGCUGAAACUAAUAAGCUUUUUGGGGUUCGAAGGCGAUCGCACUAUGGGCGUCGCAUGUUUAAUGCAUUCCAGGACGAGUAUGGAUAUGCGAGCGCCAUUGUCAACGUUGGCGUUGCUUUGGUACUAUACAAUUGUGACGCCAUUUUUCGCCCUGGAUGGUUCCAACUUGAAGUUUGAAAUUUGUUCCGCAAAGGAGUUGAUAGAUGAAUCCGCAGAAUUUUCAAAGUCUUCGUUAUUUUUGUUUUUUCGCGGACGUGUGGAACGUUUGAAGUGCAAUAUAACAGAAGCAAUUCAGGAGUAUGAAUUUGCUUAUCGUUCUUCCGUUCAGCGAGAAAUUAAGCUGUUAUGCUUACACGAAAUCGGCUGGUGCCGCCUAAUCCAACUGAAUUACGGAAUGGCUAUGACUAACUUCAAGGAUUUACGCCGAUGCAGCCAAUUUUCCAAGAGCUUCUACGCUUACUUGACGGUCAUCUGUCAAGGGGCACAUGGGUUUUUUGAUGAAUUAAUCAAAUGGAGAUCGGAGAUCUCCGAAUUACUGAAUCGUUCCAGACAGAAGGAGUCUCAAAUUGAAAAGUACAUUUUCCGCAGAUGCCAAAAGCUACCGCAUACCGAUACAGAAACCGAGAAGUACAAUUGCAGCUACUGGAGACUGUUGGUGUACGAAAUACUUUUUAUGUGGAAUGCUCUGAGUAGCUGUAGUGAAGAAUCUCUCAAUGCUAUCAUAGAAGAUUGCAGAAAAUUAGACGAGGAGUCAUUGGAACCAUCCCGAGGGAUAAGACAACUGAUUUUAGGUGCAAGUUUGUGUUAUAUGAAACGAUACGAGGAUGCAAUCAACGCCUAUCGUAUGUGUAUUGUUAUGCGGGUUGACGAACAAUCACAACCGUCACAACUACAGGAUGUGCACAUUCCAGCGUUCGCCCAUUACGAGUUAGCACUCUUAUUGUUGCGGCAGCAAAACGAGGAAGCAAAAAUGGAAGCCAAACAGCUGCUUCUAUACGCACAACAGACCUAUAGAAGCUUCGAUUUCGAUAAUCGAUUCAAUGUACGAAUACAUUCCAUAUUGAAAACCCUCAAUUAACAGAUUAUAGUGCGGCAAAAAGUGAUAAGCUGCUGAUCAAAACCAUCCAGAGGAUGUAUUGUUAUCCUAUUAUCGUACACAACAACACGGCAUACAAAAACAAGGCACUAUCGAAACGUAUGUAAACAUCAAUUUUCAUUGUAAACAAUUGACGUCACUGCUAUCGCUGCUCGGGACGAAGCAAGCCAACGCUCUACACUCAGCGAACUAGACUAUCGAAAUUCAUAACUGGCGCCUUAUGAAUCUUCGACAGAUUAUUCCACCAAAAGUGCUUCUUAUAUGCAGUUACCUUCCCGAGUAAUCAAGCGUCGACUGGCGUGUGGUAUAUAUACCGGCCUCCCGACCCCGACGUCCAUGGUUCGAACCCAGUCUGCCGCACUUCACUUUUUUGCCUUUCUCGUUCAACAAAGUUGUACCGAAAGGCUAUCAUUUCACUCUGAAAACGAACUUUCUACAGGAACAUCUGAUAGUAAAGUUUCUUAUACCAUUCGACUUAGUUUGAUGAAUCGAGGUGAUGUCUGUGUGUGUGUAUGUAUGUGUGUGUAUGUUUGUGUGUCUGUAUGGUCACUUUUUCAACCACAAAAACUCACACGAUUUUCAUGUACUUAGACUUAACUGAUUUUAUCGCAACAAAGUUGCAUUCCGCAGAGCCACUCUUCUAAUUACAUGCUAUUUAAUUUCAUCAAGAUUGAUUAAUGCGUUCGCAGCUGACAAGGAAAAUGGUUUAAGCAGUUUUCCAUUUUUCCCAUAUAACCGGGACUACGAGCAUUGAGCAGCUACCAUGCUAUAAUAUAAAUUACGUUCGCUCGAUGGGUUAGAAACCUACGGCAAUAUCGAUAAAGCUAACGCAACGAACAAAGCUUUUCAAAGCUUGCAAUGUGGAACGUGUUGAACACGAAAACUAAUCGACGAACAACGUACGCGCUUUUAAGUUUAGAGCCGACUCGAUGAUGUUUAGGGUAAAUGACCCAAUAGUGGAGGAACUAAGCACGUUCCACCACUGUUUGUUCGCAUGCACAGAAGCUAUAAUUUAUUUCGCUUACCUAAAUUGUGCAUCCGAAAGCUCCUCUUUUAUAUUUUUAGUAGAAAGUAUUCCGAUGGCAGCAGCUCCUGUCAUUAUUACCUAAAAUGAAUCCUCCAAUUAUUGGUGCAAUGUUCCAAUAGUUGCGAUAUUUUCUAAUUCGUGUUCCUAUAGUUGCGAAUCCCAUUGUUUUCAUACGGGACUCGCAACUAUGGGAACACUACCGCAACUAUUGGUACAAGGCAGAGAAUAAAAUACAGUAUUUCAGUGAUAUUUUACCGAUUCUACCGAUAGUAAAUUCAAAACAGUUUUCAACUCUUUCACUUAAUGACAGGUCAACUAAUUGAUAAACAAUGUGGGUUGCUGCGUUAUUUGCGUAUAUUUGAUAAAAACUACACUACCGCAACUAUAGGAGCACCCACGACUAUCGGAUCAAUUACCCUAUUGCCAUUAUACUUUAUCGGAGCAUUCGCACCAACACAGUUGUAAGUUUCAUCGUUGGCAACAGAAAUUGCACUAGAUAACGACACGAUUAACUGCUGGUUCGUACGCUCGUGGCCAUGGUGGUGUUGGCGUUUGUUUUGGUUUGGGUGCAGUUUGGUUUGGGUGGUGUGUAGUUAUUGUGAAGUUUGGGUGAUUUCAAGGGCAAAUUUUAAUAUAGUUUUCGUUUUAUAC
Messenger RNA from Armigeres subalbatus, 4183 nucleotides. RefSeq names its product tetratricopeptide repeat protein 39C-like. Gene Ontology annotation, biological process: cilium assembly. The record is from RefSeq and is a predicted model, not a curated record. The coding region runs from base 247 to 2487 and encodes 746 amino acids. The transcript is spliced from 7 exons. NCBI's taxonomy places the organism in Eukaryota, Metazoa, Arthropoda, Insecta, Diptera, Culicidae.